Molecule: messenger RNA, 909 nt
Organism: Cannabis sativa
Lineage: Eukaryota; Viridiplantae; Streptophyta; Magnoliopsida; Rosales; Cannabaceae
Exons: 6
Coding region: 106-909 (267 amino acids)
Biological process (GO): proteolysis
Molecular function (GO): cysteine-type peptidase activity
Source: RefSeq, a predicted model, not a curated record
GAGAAAUUGUUAACCACUUUCCGAAAGUGGUGUGUUGGACUCAUUCCGAACCACCGACUUCGGGAUUUGAGAAGUGGUGAUUACGGUCCAGGAUUCUUUUGGAUAAUGCUCACACCAAAGGAAUGGCUUACAGAUGACCAUAUAGAUGCAGCAAUGCAUAUGCUGAGGAGGCGACGCACCGACUAUCCACUGACAUUUCCUCAGAAGGGUAUCAUUCUCUCCACAUUCGUGACCGCCAUGAUCAGCAGUGCAUGGACGAGCCACAAGGGUCCGAGGAAAAACUUUAAAUGGGAGGAAUAUAUCCUGGACUACUGCACAGGGUUUCAUAAGUCCCAAGUCUUUGAGAGAUGGAGGGGUAACGAGUUUAUUUACUUCGUUCUGCACCUUCCCACGGCAAGACACUGGGUCACAGUUGAAGUCGACAUAGAGCUGUGGAAAAUUAAUGUCUACGACUGUGAUUCCAGCGUCUGUCAUUGGACCGCCAUGGAACCCAUCUUGAAGGUUUGGUCAGAACUGCUGCCCUCGCUAAUCCUUGCAACCGGGGAAUUUCCACAUAACAACCAGAUCAUGGCGUUAGCUAACGGUGACAUCACGGUGCUUCCAAAAAUGCACGCGACUCGAGCCACUCACGACUUAGUUCCGAAGUCAGCAACCAGUGGUGAUUGUGGAGUGUAUAGCAUUGAGUAUGUGGAGCAUCUCAUGAUGCAGCGUGGAUUGACCGAUGUGACGCCGACGGAUAGCCAUGUUUCGUCAACGGUGAAUGGCAAAUUCCCCAUCCUAACUCCUGAGGAGCUGAAGCAGGAGCCUGAUGUUGGCAUAGUUACUCCUGCAAUGCAGAAAGUUACGGACGCCGCUCGAGCUUUCGAAAGAGAGCGAAACGGUAACGAGUUCAGAGAAGCAAAUAAGUAG